Molecule: messenger RNA, 2883 nt
Organism: Daphnia carinata
Lineage: Eukaryota; Metazoa; Arthropoda; Branchiopoda; Diplostraca; Daphniidae
Gene: ASPP
Product: apoptosis-stimulating of p53 protein 1-like
Exons: 10
Coding region: 287-2437 (716 amino acids)
Biological process (GO): regulation of apoptotic process
Cellular component (GO): nucleus
Molecular function (GO): p53 binding
Source: RefSeq, a predicted model, not a curated record
AGUACCUGUGCAGUCUCUGUUGGUUCGGCCAAAGUUACAAGUGCAUCGCUUGAUCGAGGAGAGUUGUUUGUGUGUGUGUGUGAGUAUCGAGUGUGUGAGUGCACUGAGAUUGUGAUUGUUGGAGCGAGAAACCGGAAAUAUCUCAGUUCUACAUCAGUCUUUGACGAACCGUCACUUCGUAAAUUUGUCCGUGAUGCCCGGAAGUAGGAACUCGGUUCGCCAGUUUGUCCAGCAUUGAAAACUGUCGACAGCAAGCGGAAAACAAGACGGAGAAGGAAAAUCAAAAAUGAGGGGCGAGCCGACCACCAGUGAAUUGCAGGCCCUGGCCGCCAGGCAGCAGCAGCAGCUGGACACUCAAGCAAGGCUGAUUGCCGCCCGCGAGCACCGUUUGCGACAGGUGCAGGAGGGGGUCCAGGCCGUCAAUGACGCUAGUGCCAGCAGCGAGGCGGAGCGAGUCCGCAAAUUGCGCGAGAGAGUUGAAGCCCAGGAGGCCAAAUUGCGCAAGCUGCGAGCUCUGCGGGGCCAGGUCGACCAACAACGGAUCACCAAUGGAUCAUUGUCUGCGGACUUGACGUCGAUCCGAGCGCUCUUCAACGAGAAGGAGAAGGAGCUGAGCAUGGCCGCGGCCCAGGUGGAGGAGCUAACUCGCCAGUUGGAACAGUUCAGCGCUCAGACUCACCACGCCCAGGCUCAUCCGGGAAGCAAGGCGUAUUUUGUCCAGCUUCACCUUGAACGUCUCAGAGCCGAGCUGAUGUAUCGGAACAAGCUGAACGAACAGAAGGCGGCCGAUUUGAAGGAAAAGAAGGCCAGGCUGCUGGAGAAUCGCGAAAACGUUGGCGAUAUGGAAAUUCGAAUCAAUGAACUACGCGAACGAUUGCAGCGAAAGAAGAUGCUCAAUCAGCAACUGGCCAGUCAACUUAGUGAUUCGUCACAGAAGAACAACAAAGUUCUAUCGCAACAACAACAGCAGCCGCCGCAGCAGAGGCCCACCAAGAAUUCAGUGUCUCAGGUGGCAGCCAUUGAACCGUUUAAUCGCCAACAGCAGCCGCAACAAUCGAACGCCAGCGAUCAGCGCGGCGACGACGAUGUGACGGAUUUCAGCAAGAACGACCCAAAGUAUCAAACACUGCCCUACAACACCCGUUUCCUGCCGAUGAACUUCCACAAUAACAACAAUAACAACAACAAUAUGAGGGGCUCGCCGACGAUGAUGAAAGGUUUAAAGGUGGCCUCGGUCCCUCCGCAGGUGGCCGAAAAACCCGCUCUCCCGCCAAAGCCUGCCGUGAAUUAUAAGCCACUUCUGCCGCCCAGACAGAAUCCCGACAAAGAUUCUUCUAUCGACCCGCCUCAACCCCCUUCGGAUGAGAAGGGUAUGGACUAUUUGUUGGCCAAAGCGGAACUGCCGCUCAAACCCAAACCUUUAACGUUAAAGAAACACGUAAUUCCACCUCCGCCACCUCCUUUGCCGCCUCCGCCGCCGUCGCAGCCGCCGGAGUUCUUGACCGAGAUAACCAAAGAUGAGGCAAUGGAUGCCGAGGAUGAGCGGGACGAUGAAUCGUCGCAUCCGCAAAUAGAACAAACGGCGGAUGACAGAGUAGGUGCCACGUAUUCGGACCAGUCUGGCGAAUCUCCGAUGGCAUCGACCCAUCAACAUUCUGCACCCAUCCACGAUGAAGACUCGGGGGUUGAUCGAGCAGCGGCAUCGCUAAUGACAGAGGCACGCGAUCCCUCGCCGCCACUAGAAGGCGUGGCCAGACGAUUGCGCAAGGGUAAUUUAAAGAGCGGCACAGCCGACGCUUUGCGAAAGUCGCGUCGAGUCAGCUUCGAUCCGUUGGCUUUGCUAUUGGACGCCUCGUUGGAAGGCGAACUAGAACUCGUUAAGAAGACGGCCCUCGAGGUGUCUAAUCCCAGCGCUGCCAAUGACGAAGGAAUUACGGCGCUUCACAACGCCAUAUGCGCCGGCCAUUUAGAGAUCGUGCGGUUCCUCGUCGAACUUGGCUGUGACGUCAAUGCCCAAGACAGUGAUGGAUGGACACCGUUGCACUGUGCCGCUUCGUGCAACAAUCUGGCCAUGGUGAAGUUCUUGGUGGAGCACGGAGCCUGUAUCUUUGCUGCGACGCUCAGCGACCAAGAAACGGCAGCUGAAAAGUGCGAGGAAGACGAGGAAGGCUUCGACGGAUGCUCCGAAUAUCUCUACAGCAUCCAAGAGAAACUGGGAAUCUUGAAUGGAGGUCGAGUCUCGGCCGUCUACGACUACGAGGCGCAGAACUCGGACGAGCUGACUUUUCGGAUGGGAGACGAACUUAUCGUACUGCGUAAAGGAGACGAUUACGAGCGCGAAUGGUGGUGGUCCCGUCUCAGCGAUCAUGAAGGUUACGUGCCUCGUAACUUACUCGGGCUGUAUCCUCGGAUGAAACGUAAGGAAUCGGAAGAGUGAUCGAACCGUGUUUUUCGUCCAUGAUGAUCUGCAUUUGACACGCUCUUACACGCCAUCACACACUACACGCAACAUCUCGCGGUUUUUAUUUUCAUCGUUAUCUACCCGUUUUUUUUCCCCCUCUCUCGCGGCUCGUUUUUUUUUGUUUUUUUUUUGGAAUGUUGGGUCGGAUAGACUUCCUAUUCAUGCAAAACCGAUUUUUAUUUGCUCCGGCUGACUUGACAAUCUCUCCCCCUUUUUUGUGUGUGUUAUGUUAUGUUUUUUUGGAGGGCCCUUCGGCGUUCGCAGCGAAACUCAAUAGGCGUGUAAAAAAAAUUGGGUUUUUCGACUUCCUCAUCGCGCGGGAAGGAUUCUCUGUGAAUUGGACUUGUUUUUUCGGUACGUUGAGAAAACAAAUUUUUUUUUUUUUCGUUUGAAACUCAAUAGCCUCGAGUGUAAGGAGGAGG